This is a messenger RNA of Chenopodium quinoa (quinoa), 2958 nucleotides long. RefSeq names its product probable disease resistance protein RXW24L. Lineage: Eukaryota; Viridiplantae; Streptophyta; Magnoliopsida; Caryophyllales; Amaranthaceae. Gene Ontology annotation, molecular function: ADP binding. The record is from RefSeq and is a predicted model, not a curated record. The coding region runs from base 1 to 2958 and encodes 985 amino acids. Gene Ontology annotation, biological process: defense response to other organism. The transcript has 2 exons.
AUGUUACUCGAUGUGAAAGACCAAGUAAGAGGCCUCAAAGAAGACCUUGAACUUAUGCAACAGUUUCUCCAAAAUGCUGAUGCGAAUGCAGAUAUAAAUGAUAUUAGCACUGUGAUCAAUCAAAUUAGAAAACUAGCUUAUGAUGUUGAGGAUAUCAUUGAUACUUACAUUCUUAAAUUUGAAGCAAAGGCUAAUGUGUGUGGCAAGAAGGGCUGCUUUCUAAAAUACUUGUGCUUCCUACGUACUGCACCUCAAGCCUACUGUAUAGGAAGGAAGAUACAGUCGAGGCAGGGUAAAGUGAAGCGAAUAAGUGAUAUCUUAAUUGAUUCUGGGGUGAGAAGAAUCGCCAAGGCAGGUGAAGACUUAACAUCAUCCAGUAGCCGCGAAAGAUAUUCAAAGAAAAAGCCUCGAAAUUAUCCCUAUGAUGAUGAUGAUGAUGGCGGUGACUUGAUUGUUGGGUUAGACAAAGACAUCAAAAUGUUGGUACAAGUAUUGAUGGGAGAAGGGAAGACUCAAGUAAAAUUUGUUUCGAUUGUGGGGAUGGGUGGCUCGGGGAAAACCACCCUUGCUAGGAAGCUCUACAACCACCCAUUUACUAAAGAUUGCUUUGAUUGUUUUGCAUGGGUUUAUAUUUCUGAAACAUGGAGCACCAGGCACAUUCUAUCUGAAAUCUUGAGAAAAGUUAGUAGCCCAACAGAGGUGUGCAAUUUGAAUGCCGAAUCAAGCAUGAAUGCGCUAGUGGACAAGCUCCGAAGCAUCCUGGAAAAGAAACUGUAUUUGGUAGUCUUGGAUGAUGUGGGGAGGAAGGAGGUUCUAGUGGACAUACUCCCUGCAUUCCCACGGGUGAGCAGUAACAAAGGAAGCAAAAUUAUUAUUACCACUCGAAACGAAGAAGUUGUUCUUCAAUUUCAGAACCUACAGAGGCACUUAUAUGUACAUAAGCCCAUGCCUCUGAGCAAGGAAGAAAGUUGGGAACUGUUCUGCAAGAUCACUUCCAAUCACCAUACAAAUUGCAAUGAUAAAACUUACAAGGAUCUAGGCCAGGAAAUGCUAAAGAAAUGCGACGGACUUCCCUUGGCUAUAGUAGCAUUAGCUGGUAUCUUGAACACAAAAACAAACAUUUACGAAUGGCAACAGGUAAGUAAGGCUGUAAGGUCAAGGGUGAUGGAAGGCACAUGCACACAUCAGUAUGGUAAAGUAGGAGAAAUGCUCGCCCUCAGCUUUGAUGAUCUACCUUGUGACCUUAAGCCUUGCUUUCUUUAUUUGGGUGUUUUUUCGGAAGAUUGUCAAAUUCCGGCUGGAAUGCUAAUCAGAAUGUGGAUAGCUGAGGGUUUUAUCACUGCAAAUGAUGCCAUGUCCCCUGAAGAUGUGGCAAUGCAGUAUAUAGAAGAACUGAGUCACCGGUUCAUGAUUCAAGUAGUGCGGACCAAUAUGAAGGGAGAAAUUAAAGCAAUUCACUUGCAUGAUCUAUUGCGCGUACUUUGUAUCAAGAAGGCCCAAGAACAAGGUUUUCUUCAAGUAAAAAAUCUACCUUCCAGUGAUGAAUCUCCAGUAGCAUUUCAGUCAAGAAGGGCUUCUCUUCAUUCCAGCAUGUCCAUUCCUAAACAAGCUUCAAAAUUGAGGUCACUUGUAAUAUUGACAAGAUCUAGUGUUACACAUUCUGCCUAUGAAUCCAAAGAGUCAUUUAACUUUAAGAUUAUCCAUCAUAAGUUCAAACUGCUUAGACUGUUAAAUCUUUGGGGCAUUAAAACUACCACAGGAGGUUUGCCUUCAGAAAUAGGAAACUUAAUACACUUGAGGUAUCUGGGAAUUCGGGCUUCUAAUGUCACAGAGUUCCCCACAUCAAUUGGGAAGUUAAGAAAUCUAUUGACUUUGGACUACAGGAAUGUUGACUGCUCUGAUAAAAACGUCGAACUUCCUAAUGUCUUGUGCAAGCUUGUGCUACUAAGGCAUCUAUUUUUGCCAGAUGAUUGCCCUUGGACUCGUGAAGAAUUAAAGUUGAGUGCUCUCAGAAACUUGCAAAUACUCUGGGGUGUGAAAUGUGGAGGGGGUGAUUGGUUUUCAAGAGAGAUGCUUGAACUAAGCACAACUAUAAGUAAGCUAAAGGUAAUUGUAUCCACUGAAAAGAAUUUGGAGGCUGUCUUUGAUUCCCCUAGCAUAUUUUCCAAUCAUCUCCAUACAUUCCACUGUGAAUGGAGUGUUGAUGUGGCCUUGAAAUAUGUAAAUCACGCCAUAUCUCAGAAUCAACACAUUCAUAAACUGGUAUUGGUUGGACAGAUAAAUGUGGAGAAGCUGUCUCUCAUAUUGCCGCCUAAUCUUUUAAUACUGGAAUUGAAGGAUAGUAUUCUAGAGAACGAGGAUAUUAUGGUAGUUGCUGGAGCGUUAGCCCACCUGAAGCUCCUAAGGUUAUCAAAUUCUUACAUGGGAACAACAUUCACUUGCAACUUUGGUUCCUUUCUUCAGCUCGAGGAGCUCUACCUUGAGAACCUUCAGAAUUUGGCCAUGUGGACUAUCAAGAAGGGAGCGAUGUCAAGCCUAAAGAAACUUGAGAUUUUAAAUUGUCAAAGUUUACACUUUCCACAAGGGUUGGUGUUUGUCACCACCCUCCAACAACUAGAGUAUUUCGGCGUGCCCAAAAAAUUUGGUGAAGAGGCUAGGGUGCAUGGGUGGUCGCAAAAAAGGCUGAGGCUGCCUCAUAAUUAUGAAGCCAUAAUUGAACAGUGUGAUGAUCCAGUUGACAUGUCUUCCAUCCACAAACUCUAUGAGCAGCUUACUGCUGGGAUUUUUCUGAACAACAGAACAAAGGCAAGCUCAUCUAUAAUUCUGAAUAAUAUAAAUGUUCAACUCCCAAAAUUUCCAUAUGUUUCCCCUCUAAAAUGCUGGAUCAAAUUUUCGAAUCAUCUGUCUGUUUCGUUUGAUUUAGUUAGUUCCUGUUAUUACAGAAGUUCUGGGUCGUGA